AUGGUCAACCGCGGGCCCUCCGGAGGGUGUGCAACAUGCAGACAGCGACGCGUCAAAUGUGACGAAGGGAAACCAGAAUGCCGGACAUGUGGCCGUCUCAAGCUACGCUGCGGAGGCUACAGGACGCAGUCUGCCUCUACCAAUCACAAGUUCAAGUUCAGAGACCAGACUCACAAAUUCAAGAGACCUGCAGGUGCUUCCGUACAGCGAACAGUGAAACCCAAAUGCCUGCCUCAAGCCAGCCCUACCCUACACUCGCUAUCUGCACCCGAUACAGCCGUUCCGUUCUUCUUGCUCCAUUACGCUCUCACCGGCCGGGACAUGGAAUCAGCGCGUGGAUUCUACGAGAUCCUGGUCCCGGAGUACGCCGCACAGCCGGCGGACUCGGCUCUAUGCCUUGCGGUGUCAGCCCUGGCUUCAGAAACCCUGUCUUUGUGGCGGCGCGGUGCUGGCCUCCGCUCAGCCGAAGCAUCCUACACCCAAGCGCUCGCGUGUCUUCGGCGUACCGUCUCGAACGCUACAGAACGUGGUAAAACAGCAACCCUACUGACAGCGCUCGCUCUGCAGAUGUACGAGAAUGUAGCCGCUAUAUACGGCCUCCGCUCGGGCGCUACACGAAUCCACCACGACGGGGCAGUCUCCCUCCUCUCCUUUGCGGCGCCCAGUCACACGAACAAGAUAAGCGCGUAUGUUCGGAGAUAUAUCCUCCACUCUGAAGUCUCCUCGGCCCUCCGCCAGAAAAGAUCAUUGCGGAGCAAUGCGUACUCGUUGAUCGCUACCCAAGACCAAGAUCUCCUCGCUGCGCCGGAUAACCCCAGCUCAACGCUCGAUCUCAUCGGGACGGCCGUGGCUGAGCUGCAGGCUCGUUACGACCUCGCAAGCCAAGAUUGCACCGCGCUCCUGUCCCAGCACCUCAGAGAAAAGUGGCAUGCAGAGGCGAAUCGCCUCGACGAACAGCUCUUAUCAUGGGCCCAGAGCGUUCCAUCCCAUUGGCAGCCAGUAAGGCUCACUGGCAGCGAAAUAGACCCCUCAAUCCCCACCUACAAUCUAACCUGCGAGAUCUACCCCUCGUGUCAAAUCGCAAACGUGUGGAACCUGUGGCGCUGCCAGCGGCUUAUCCUGGCUAAAAUCACUCUCACCUCACUCACUGCUGUAUUCCACCGCGAGCCAGGUGAUCAGCUCAACCUCGUCAAAUCUAAACAACCCCUCCAGGACCUCGUCGAUUCGCUCUGCUACAGCGUGCCCUUCUACCUGGGUAAUCGGAUGAAACCCUCAAGCAUGCGCGAUUUCACCGACCCGAGCAUUGUAUUCCCAACUUCGCCUCCAUCGGACCACGCAGGAUACCCCGCAAUACAUCCCGACAACCACAAGCGCCACCUCAUCGCCCAAGGCCAUUGGCACAUCAUGAGCCCGCUGGGCUGCUUACUGAGCCUCCUCUCCGAAGACGGGCAAAUACUCGCGGGCCAUCUGAGAGAGGGACAGGCCGACUGGAUUCGCGGACAGUUCCUGCGUGUCGCGACUCUGCUUCGGCUUCGAGAUGAGGGGUCUGGUGGAGUGGAAGGACGGCGCUUGUCGAACUCGCCCUUGUCUAGCAGCGGGACGCCGGAUCUUAAGGCGGAGUCUUUGGCGAAGAGCGUUAGGAGGGCGGCUGUCUUUCUGAGCGGGCCUUGA
This is a messenger RNA of Aspergillus mulundensis, 1671 nucleotides long. Its product is annotated as Zn(II)2Cys6 transcription factor domain-containing protein. Gene Ontology annotation, biological process: regulation of DNA-templated transcription. NCBI's taxonomy places the organism in Eukaryota, Fungi, Ascomycota, Eurotiomycetes, Eurotiales, Aspergillaceae. Gene Ontology annotation, molecular function: DNA-binding transcription factor activity, RNA polymerase II-specific; zinc ion binding. The transcript has a single exon. The record is from RefSeq and is a predicted model, not a curated record. Bases 1 to 1671 code for a protein of 556 amino acids.